Messenger RNA from Gadus morhua (Atlantic cod), 3492 nucleotides. Its product is annotated as gap junction delta-4 protein-like. Gene Ontology annotation, molecular function: gap junction channel activity. Gene Ontology annotation, biological process: cell-cell signaling. Lineage: Eukaryota; Metazoa; Chordata; Actinopteri; Gadiformes; Gadidae. The record is from RefSeq and is a predicted model, not a curated record. The transcript has 2 exons. Bases 714 to 1922 code for a protein of 402 amino acids. Gene Ontology annotation, cellular component: connexin complex.
AUUAGAGACAUAGGUUUUAAGUGAUAUUUAUACGAGUUAAAUGAUAAUUGAUCUUCUCCUGAAAUUGUAUUCUGUCACUUCCAAGGUUUGAAAUUAACAUUUCUAAUUCAUUGGAGACACUACAUCCAUUGUCUGAAAUACAGGCACACACCUGAAGUUUAACAUAGUUUUUCUUUAGACCACCGUGGCAAAUGCUAUAAAAUGGCCUCAAAGGCUCAAUUCCGCACUCAAAAUCAGGUAACACAAAUUCCGCUCACAUCAAUCCAUGAUAAAAAUGAGGUUUAAUUGAAAACCUUCUCUGAAUUGUCAAUUCCUUAUCCAAUCCAAAAACCCUUCCCCUGCCUACUUUCCAUUCGACUUUGCUUUGCAGUGAAAUUUUAACGGUGUCGAGCUACUCUAGCUAUGCUUUGACAUUGGUCGGCCGGUAAGAAUAGCACACCUCACCAGAUCAUGCCUCUUGUUGGCAUGAGUGAAAUGCACUUGGGGACAGCUUGAGAGGUGUCAUUGUUAAGCGGUAGCAGGCGUUGUGUAUGUAGUGUGAGCCCAGAGCAUUGACACCGUAGGAUUGCAAGUGUCCUCAGUGUCGACUGAAGUAGCAUAGCCCACUGGAUAUUCUAGAAUUGGAUUUCUUUCAUGAGAAUAACUUUGUCUUGAUCGUUUUGAGGGUUUGCUUUUGUUUCCUUUUAAGUCUGGGUUAUUGAUCGAUUACAAACAUGGGCAUGCUGGAUGCAGUCCUUGUCGCCAUAAGCCACAACAUCUCCUUUGUGGGUAAAACCUGGUGGCUACUCAUGGUAGGCCUACGUCUUAUUGUGGUCCUGCUGGCCGGCUUCACCCUCUUCAGUGAUGAGCAGGAGCGCUUCGUCUGCAACACCAUCCAGCCGGGUUGCUCCAACGUCUGCUUCAACCUGUUGGCGCCCGUUUCCCUGUUCCGCCUCUGGCUGCUCCACAUCGUCCUCCUGUCUCUGCCGUACCUCAUGUUCGCUACACACAUCGCACACAGGCUCCUGUGGGAUCCCAACUCUGGAGCGGGCUACGUGGCGAUAAACCGCCAUGGGAGUCAGGGAAGCCCUUGCUCCACGCCUGAGAUUUCCCAGUUCCUCCUUCUUCAUCAUCAUCAUCUUCCUGGGCAGGACCCCUCCCAGUGCGUGCGGCCCGUGCCGAGCUUCCACUAUGCCUACCUAUUGGUCGUGACCGUGCACAUCCUGAUGGAGGCGGCCUUCGUGGCGGGUCACGUCCUGUUCUUCGGGUUCUUCAUCCCAAGAAGCUUCCUGUGCUACGAGGCCCCGUGCACGUCGGGCGUGCAGUGCUACGUCUCCCGGCCCACAGAGAAGACGCUGAUGCUCGACCUCAUGCUGGGCCUGGCCUGUCUGUCAGUGGUGCUGAGCCUGGUGGACCUUGUGGCCGGCGCACGCCGGGCUCUGAGGCGGCGGAGGAGAGCGACGUCUGUGUCGGAGGAGAUGGGCAAAGGAGAGCAGAGCAGCGUGUCCUCCAACGUGAGUGGUGCAGGAGACCUCAACCUCCUCUUGAACAAGAGGAUGGCCAACGGGUUUGAGAGCGACAUCCAAGCCACGCCUAGGUCCUCUACAGACAGUGUGCCUAAUGUCGCCGCCGCGCUGAAGGGCGAGGCAGAGGGUAAGGCUGGCAAGCUGACCGACGAGAAGGGCUUGCCGUGGCAACACAGUGCCAACGGAAAGAUCGGGUUCUCGACGAAUCCAAAAGCCAUGCCGCUGCCCUUCGUCGUCCACAACCAGCAGAAACCUCCAGAGUUGGCUUCCCUGGACGGCAGCCUAGCACCGAGGCUGGAGAACUUCACCCCGGCUGACACUAGGAAACAGGGCCAGCUAGCCUCAAUGGAGUCCACCUCUACCUCCAGGCAGAACUCUACCCCCAGUGAGGGUCCUGACAAGAGGGCUUGGGUUUAGAACAAAGCAAAUCUCCAGAAACUGUAAUGUUGAAUUGUAGCUUUUAAACUGUGAAUGCAUGUAAAGAGUUGGUUUCUGUACCUUUUAUUUAAUGCAAUGAUGAUAAUAAUAAUCAUUGUUUUUCAAAGUAAUUAUUACAAGGUCCCCACAUGAGUUUCAAAGUUGGUUAAUAUUAUGUGUUUAUUUUCUUAUUUUUAGUUUUAUAGUUUUAUCAGGAAUAAUUUAAUGAUGUAGAAAACAAGCCCUGGAAUGUAGUUUUAACACUUGAAUGCUCCUUUUAUAAAAGUGGUGUAUUAUAGCCCCACUAGAUACAAAUGUGCAAAUAAAAACUGGCUGGUGCCAUUAUUUGCCCAAGCGUUCCUCAUAAAUACCAGACAUAAAAAAAACAAGCUAACCUUGGAGAUACAGUGGUUACAGAACUCAGCUGUUGGGGUGACUGAGUUCAGCCACUAAAGACACUGACCUGACCUCUGAACCUCUGACAUAGCCAUGUAUUCUCUCAGUCAUGUCAGUCAGCCCUGACCUAGUUGAAGACGACCAUCGCCAUUUGACGUAUUGCAACCUCCUCAACUGACCUGCAUCUCUGUGGUGGUCUUUCUUUUUCUAUCCAUGUCUGUCCAUCUGUCUCCUAUGUAUCUGGCCAGCUAGCUACAUAUACAGAGCUAUUACAUUUGUUUUUUCUUUUUAUCAUUAUUUAAAGUAUUAUACUAUACUAAGUGUUUCACUUUUUUAGCUAAGCCUUUUUUAGUUUGCUAAAGGAAAGGCUACCGCCUGUGUGAUAUUCAUUUUGGCCCCCUAGCGCGCGCACACACGCACACGCACACGCACACGCACACGCACACACACAAACACUCAUACUGCCCCAUUCUUCUGCUUUGGCAUGUGGCGUGGCUUUAAGGAGGGGUGAGGGUGACCAAGAGUCAGGUGCCCAGAGAACAAGGCGUCUGUCCUGAUGACCACCGCAAACCCAGUGACCCUACUGACGCCUAACACACUUCAGGAGGAAACUAAAUACUCACCAACACACACAAACAAUAUGCAAGGGUUGAUUUAAGUGCAAACAUUCCACACACAAUAAUUCUAAAUAUGUAUUCUAUGCGUCGAUCAAGGUAAGAGUGAUUUACUUAAAUAAAUACAUUGAACAACACAUUUAUAUUGAUUUGAGUUGAAUGAUUUUAAGUAGUAAGAUCCUACCGGACAAAAAAUAAAUAUUCACAAGCGGUGAGAUAUUCAUAGUCGGGUUAACUGCCAGAGAAGCUUUUUUAAACCAUUUUGACAAUAUAAUUGUAUGUGAUGUAUGUAUAUAAAUUUAUAAGAUUAAGAAAGAAUUCCAACCUGGCAUCUUUGGCAUCUGGUGGAGGAGUUUUGAUAGUUUUGCAUCAUUAGGCCAAAUCAUUAAGACUGGUUUAUUUAUAUUUAUAUAUAUAUAUUCAACCUACCAUAUACUGUACAGCAGAUUUCUAAAAUCUUCCUUGUCAUCUACCCAUCUGUCAAUGUAACGGAUGAGUGCCAAAUGAAGUCCUAUAUUGGCUGCCAAGCAGCCUCGUAAUUUGUACUAGAAAUAGAAAUA